AUGCGAUUCCGGGUAUGUCGGGGUGGAUGUGCACUUGGAAGUCACGCGGGAGGAGGGGACGCAUUCAUGAGCGUCGCUUUAUCCCCGCCUGCCUCUUCCCCGCCCACUGUCUCCCCUCCUCCACCCACAUCUUUCCGCUCCUCCCCUCUUGCCGUCCUUCCUUCCCCCCAGUCACUCUCCUUGCCCCGUCUUUCCUGUGCAUCCCUUGUCAUUUCUCCCUGCCCUCCCCUCCCCGGUCCUCCCCCCUCCCUGCUCUUCCCUCCCUGUUCCCCACAUCGCGGUCCCCGCCCUCCCUGUUCCCCACAUCCCGGUCCCCGCCCUCCCUGUUCCCCCCAUCACGGUCCCCGCCCUCCCUGUUCCCCCCAUCCCGGUCCCCGUCCUCCCUGUUCCCCCCAUCCCGGUCCCCGCCCUCCCUGUUCCCCAUCCGUGUCGUCCCCUUUCCCUCGUCCCUCCGCCUUCCCGUCAGGCCAGAGCAUGGCAGCACUUGGGAGGGGGAUGCGAGCGGCACGCACAGGGAGGGGAUGCGAGCGGCACGCACAGGGAGGGGAUGCGAGCGGCACAGGUGCUGCAGGCAGAGAGAAUCGAGGAGGAGCAGCGGGGGAAGAGGUGGCAGUGAAAUGGCUGCAGGAAGGGCUGGGAGCGUCAAGGGGAGGGUGGAAGAUGGCAGAGAGAGUGGCGCUGCUGCUGCCCGUGGAGGUGGGCAUGGCACAGGUGGGCAUGGCACAGGUGAGCAUGGCACAGGUGAGCAUGGCACAGGUGAGCAUGGCACAGGUGAGCAUGGCACAGGUGGGCAUGGCACAGGUGGGCAUGGCACAGGUGAGCAUGGCACAGGUGAGCAUGGCACAGGUGAGCAUGGCACAGGUGGGCAUGGCACAGGUGGGCAUGGCACCAGUGAAACAGCAGCGCACACGCCAUGUCGCAUUCCUCGGAAGCCGUUCACUCGCCGUCGGCCUCGCAAUCCGCGUCGCCCGGCAUGCAGCCAUGGUCGCCAGAGGUGGGUCGCCAGAGGUGGUGGCAGUGUGUUGCGGGAGACGGUCAGCCGCUGCUCUGUCAGGAUUUCAAGCAGCAGCAGCAGCAGCAGCAGCAGCGGCAGCAGCAGCGGCAGCAGCAGCGGCAGCGGCAGCAGCAGCAGCAGCAGCAGCAGCAGCAGCAGCAGCAGCAGCAGCAGCAGCAGCAGCAGCAGCAGCAGCAGCAGCAGCAGCAGCAGCAGCAGCAGCAGCAGCAGCAGCAGCAGCAGCAGCAGCAGCAGCAGCAGCAGCAGCAGCAGCAGCAGCGGCAGCAGCAGCAGCAGCAGCAGCGGCAGCAGCAUUCGGAUGGCGUUGGUUCACCUGCAGUGGCGUUCGGAGGGCUGUCGUAUGGCGAUACCUCUCCUCCCUUCCCUGCUGUGGUACCUCUCCUCCCUUCCCUGCUGUGGUGCCUCUCCUCCCUUCCCUGCUGUGGUACCUCUCCUCCCUUCCCUGCUGUGGUACCUCUCCUCCCUUUCCUGCGUUGAUACCUCUCCUCCCUGCUCCUACUCCUCUACGCCCUUCCCUGCUCCUACUCCUCUACGCCCUUCCCUGCUCCUACUCCUCUCCUCCCUUCCCUGCUGCUGCUCCUCUCCUCCCUUCCCUGCUGCUGCUACUCUCCUCCCUUCCAUGCUGCUGCUCCUCUCCUCCCUUCCCUACUGCUGCUCCUCUCCUCCCUUCCCUGCUGCUACUCCUCUCCUUCCUUCCCCCCUCCUACUCCUCACAUCCCUUCCCUGCUGCUGUUCCUCCCCUCCCUUCCCUGCUGCUGUUCCUAUCCUCCCUUCCCUUCUGCUGCUCCUCUCCUCCCUUCCCUGCUGCUGCUGCUCUCCUCCCUUCCCUGCUGCUGCUCCUCUCCUCCCUUCCCUGCUGCUACUCCUCUCCUCCCUUCCCUGAUGCUUGGGCCCCUCCGCCCUUCCCUGAUGCUACUCCUCUCCUCCCUUCCCUACUGCUGCUCCUCUCCUCCCUUCCCUGCUGCUACUCCUCUCCUUCCUUCCCCCCUCCUACUCCUCACCUCCCUUCCCUGCUGCUGUUCCUCCCCUCCCUUCCCUGCUGCUGUUCCUAUCCUCCCUUCCCUGCUGCUGCUCCUCUCCUCCCUUCCCUGCUGCUGCUGCUCUCCUCCCUUCCCUGCUGCUGCUCCUCUCCUCCCUUCCCUGCUGCUACUCCUCUCCUCCCUUCCCUGAUGCUACUCCCCUCCGCCCUUCCCUGA
Molecule: messenger RNA, 2211 nt
Organism: Closterium sp. Yama58-4
Lineage: Eukaryota; Viridiplantae; Streptophyta; Zygnematophyceae; Desmidiales; Closteriaceae
Source: the annotation of a GenBank genome assembly